Molecule: messenger RNA, 1092 nt
Organism: Necator americanus (New World hookworm)
Lineage: Eukaryota; Metazoa; Nematoda; Chromadorea; Rhabditida; Ancylostomatidae
Exons: 11
Coding region: 1-1092 (363 amino acids)
Biological process (GO): glutathione metabolic process
Cellular component (GO): cytoplasm
Molecular function (GO): glutathione dehydrogenase (ascorbate) activity; glutathione transferase activity
Source: RefSeq, a predicted model, not a curated record
AUGGAAGUAAGCGUCAUAGCGCUCCUUGUGUACCGUCGUGAUCAACUGAUCUACACCCGCGAGCCACUUGAAGAACGACCACAACUCCCGCGAUCGAACAUGAGCGUGGAUGGAUUCGAUCAGCAAAUGCCUGCGCAAGGGAACUGUUCUACGUCGGCAACGCUAUGCAUGCAAUUUCUGACAAAUGUUGCAAACAUAAUGAUGGAGAACGCAUUGAAAGGUGGUGCGACAACGGAGCCGAUGUAUUCGACUGAACCAGCAGUCGUCCAAAUGCACUCACCGAUGUCGUCAUGGCCAAGUUCAGCAGCGUUGCCCAACAAAUUCAGCUCCUAUUCUGAAGUUGGCAGCAAUGUAAAAGGGCUGAAUUCACCCACCUUACAUCCAGGAUCCUACGAACCCUAUUUGGCACCUAAUACGUAUCGCCUAUAUACAAUGCGUUUCUGCCCGUAUGCUCAACGAAUGGUUAUCUAUGUAGCAAAGAAGAAUCUACCGAUCGAGAUUGUCAAUGUAAAUCCUGACAAGGGGCCUAGUUGGUACUUGGCGAAGUCACCUCUUGGCAGCGUUCCAGCCCUAGAGAUUAAUGGAAAUGUAAUUUGGGAGUCCAAAGUACUGGCUGAGUAUUUGGAUGAGAUGUUCCCGUCUACUUCAGUGCUUCCAAAGGAUCCAUUCGAGAAGGCGCAGCAGAAGGUUUUGACCGAGCGACUCUCUUCGCUGAUGAACGUCCUCUUCGACUUAUUCAGCUCAAAAACACCUGCAGCACAACGAAAAACUGAUGGCGCUCUUCACUCAGCACUCCGCGGGGCGGAAGCGUUGUUGACGGAGAGCUUUUAUGGAGGUCGGCAGCCAGGUUUCCCCGACUACAUGCUAUGGCCAUUUCUGGAACGGCUCGAACUAAUAACUUUGAAUCCAUACACUCAAUUCAGAUACUUCCCUGGUCUACACUACCCCAAAAUGGGCGCAUACAUCGCACGAAUGCAAAGCCAACCUGAGAUUCGAUUUGCUAUGCGGCCAUUGUCACAUCAUAAAGCUUAUGUGGACAGUUUCAAUAGUGGAAACCCAAACUACGACUAUGGUAUUUACACAGGACGAUAG